This is a messenger RNA of Stereum hirsutum FP-91666 SS1, 1164 nucleotides long. RefSeq names its product RAI1-domain-containing protein. NCBI's taxonomy places the organism in Eukaryota, Fungi, Basidiomycota, Agaricomycetes, Russulales, Stereaceae. Gene Ontology annotation, molecular function: mRNA 5'-diphosphatase activity. The record is from RefSeq and is a predicted model, not a curated record. The transcript is spliced from 5 exons. Gene Ontology annotation, cellular component: cytosol; nucleus. The annotation marks the transcript as partial. Gene Ontology annotation, biological process: nuclear-transcribed mRNA catabolic process; NAD-cap decapping.
AUGUCUUCUUUACCCAAACGUCCCUUCGCCGACGUCGACGUCUCCGAGUCUGACGACCCAAGCACUUCAACGGCGCCUCCACCAAAGAAACACUACGAGAAAUCGCGCCACAAUAAACGCCCAAAACCUGGCGCCCUUCGCUCCCUCGCAUCAAUACCCACCGCAAAGCUCCUCUACCCACGCAUCUCCGAGCCACAAAUCACUAACGUCCCCUUCCAACAACCCCUCCCCCUCCUCACAUUCUCGUACACACCAGACCGAGUCCUCCACUUCGACAACUCAGCACUCCGAUAUCUCGUCCCACCGCCUCCGGAAGCGGAUUUACAUUAUGGGUUAAAGACGUGGGAGAAGAAGCCGGAUGGGAAGGGCAGGAUAGAUGCGUUGUUGAGGGCUUGGACGAAGGUUAGGAAGGAGGAUGUGUGUGGGAUGAGGAAUGUCGAUGUGGGUGUCGUGUGUUGGCGGGGCGUCAUGACGAAGAUAUUGACGACGCCGUACGAAACCAUGGACAACUGGGAGAUGAACGUCAUGCUCGUCGACGGGACGUUGUAUCUCGAAGAACAUCUAACACCUCAGCGUCUCAAAGUAAAGAACAACCUGGUAGGGAAACAACGCGCCAUGACUUACACAGGCUACGCCUUCGAAUCCUGGUGCACGUCUGAAUCUCCACCUCCCCCGCCUCCUCCGCCCGGUACGGGUACAGGUACAGACGAACCCGUCGCACCCGUCGCGCCGGGAUGGGCAGGCGAACCCGUCGCACCGCCGGGCUGGGGAGGCGACGUGGACACGAACGUGCAGUGGUGCAGCGUCGUGAAGACGAAGUUGGGGAAUACGAGGAUGGUGAUCGGGGGUGAGGUCGAUUGUGUGCGGGGCGAAUACAAGGGCACGAACGACACGAUGGUCGAGCUGAAGACGUCUCAGGUCAUUCGCUGGCCCGACGACCAACGCAAGUUCGAGAAAAAACUCCUAAAAUUCUACUUCCAAUCCUUCCUCCUCGGCGUCCCCGACAUCCUCGUCGGCUUCCGGAGCGACAAAGACAACGGCGCGCUCCAGCUCUUACAGUCCUUCAAGACGUUGGAGAUCCCGAGGAUGGUCAGGGGACAGAGGAAGGCGUGGGAUCCGAGGGUGUGUCUUGGGUGGGGGGAGGAGGUGUUGGGGUGGAUUAGG